CCCGCGCUCCUCCUGCCGGCCGGGGAUUUUCCAGCCUGGGCGCUGUCGCCUCGGACCUCCUGCGGCCGCGGCGGACAUGGGCGACAAAGGGACGCGGGUGUUCAAGAAGGCAAGCCCGAAUGGAAAGCUCACUGUCUAUCUGGGAAAGCGGGACUUUGUGGACCACAUCGACCUCGUGGACCCUGUGGAUGGUGUGGUCCUCGUGGAUCCUGAGUAUCUCAAGGAGAGGAGAGUCUAUGUGACACUGACCUGCGCCUUUCGCUAUGGCCGGGAGGACCUGGAUGUCCUGGGCCUGACCUUUCGCAAGGACCUGUUUGUGGCCAACGUGCAGUCCUUCCCACCAGCCCCUGAGGACAAGAAGGCCCUGACGCGGCUGCAGGAGCGCCUCAUCAAGAAGUUGGGCGAACAUGCCUAUCCUUUCACCUUUGAGAUCCCUCCAAACCUCCCGUGCUCCGUGACAUUGCAGCCGGGGCCUGAAGACACAGGGAAGGCCUGCGGUGUGGACUAUGAAGUCAAAGCCUUCUGUGCCGAGAACCUGGAGGAGAAGAUCCACAAACGGAAUUCUGUGCGCCUGGUUAUCAGGAAGGUUCAGUAUGCCCCCGAGAGGCCUGGCCCCCAGCCCACAGCUGAGACCACCAGACAGUUCCUUAUGUCGGACAAGCCCUUGCAUCUUGAGGCUUCCCUGGACAAGGAGAUCUAUUACCAUGGAGAACCCAUCAGCGUUAACGUCCACGUCACCAACAACACCAACAAGACAGUAAAGAAGAUUAAGAUCUCGGUGCGCCAGUACGCGGACAUCUGCCUUUUUAACACAGCCCAGUACAAGUGCCCCGUGGCCAUGGAAGAGGCCGAUGACACCGUGGCUCCCAGUUCAACCUUCUGCAAGGUCUACACACUGACCCCAUUCCUGGCCAACAACCGAGAGAAGCGGGGCCUCGCUCUGGACGGGAAGCUCAAGCAUGAAGACACGAACUUGGCCUCCAGCACCCUGUUGAGGGAAGGAGCCAACCGGGAAAUCCUGGGCAUCAUUGUUUCCUACAAAGUGAAAGUGAAGCUCGUGGUAUCACGGGGCGGCCUGUUGGGAGACCUUGCAUCCAGUGACGUGGCCGUAGAACUGCCCUUCACCCUAAUGCACCCCAAGCCCAAAGAGGAACCCCCACAUCGUGAAGUUCCAGAGAACGAGGCGCCAGUAGAUACCAAUCUCAUAGAACUUGACACAAAUGAUGAUGACAUCGUGUUUGAGGACUUUGCCCGCCAGAGACUGAAAGGCAUGAAGGACGACAAGGAGGAGGAGGAGGAUGGUACUGGCUCGCCACAGCUCAAUGACAGAUAGACUGGGGCUGGCCCUUCCUCUGGGCAGCUCCAGGUCCGCGUUCAUGCACUAGGAUGCUUAUUCGUCUUCUUCCUGUCCUUAUUACCCCUCCCCCUUGUCCUUCUAGUUCCUUCCGGGGGGUGGGGGGGCCCAGCGGUCUUCCAGGUCAUGGUGGUGAACCUCUGGCCUCAGGAUUGGCCCCACAUCACCACGCCAACAGGGUCACGAGGACCACCUUCCCCCCAUCACCCCACUCAUGGGUCACCCUCCAGACUCUUCUCUUCUCCUGCUGACCCCCAGAAAGGCCAUCCAGGCUCUGGCCUUGGGAUUUUACUUGGGAUGAGGAUCAGAACGGGGAGGGUGGGGCAGAGGGCUCAAGAUACGGGAGAGGAUGCCUGUGGCCCCAGGUGGCUGGCGCAGCUCUGGCAGCUAAAAGAUGACCACGCUGAGGGCCACCCUCUUCUGGCCAUGAGAGGCACACCUGUGGAUUGAUUCUCAAUGCUUUUUACAGUCCAGACCCACCAAACACCUCUCCCCUUCCACCCCUCCAUCCCCGUCCUGUGUCCCUCUGUGUCUCACAGUGACAUUGGUGAAGGUUCACAGACCCCAGGAGUAGAGAAAAACCACUGGACUGACUUUCUUACCAGCAGUAACCCAGUCUAAGGCAAGCUGUGUGAACUAGCCCAAGUCUAAUUCAGUCCUCUCAGGAUGUGACAUCCCAGCUACCUUGUACCUUAUGCAUGUGUCCUAUCUAUACACAUGCACAGAGGGAGAAGGGAGGAGUCUUCGCAAAGCACCAACAGGCCGCAUAGUGAGGCCAAGCUCCUGGGGGCUUUUCCAGAAGGGUGGCUCCGAGAGAUGGGGUUUAGGGGCAGGAAGAUGAGUAUCUGUUCAAUUCCCUCCUUUGCAGACUUAAGAGCAAUCAGUGAUCCCACAGGAAGUAAGGCUGGAGGUCCAGAUGGGGCUGGGGACACCGAUCCGGUCCCCUACUACCUCCCUUCACAGCCCUCCAGGGCUGAGCUGGGCUGGCCCUGCAGGUUGGGAGAGUGUGCGUGGGGGUCAUCACGCCCACAGUCAAAGGGCCUUCUGCCCCAGGAGGUGGCGUGGUCCAUCAAGAUGCCCUCCCCUAAAAGGAAGGGGGCUGCUGGGUAGCAAGGAACCCUUCAUUUCCUUGGGGAUUUAAUGACCCCCCAGUAGGUCCUGGUGUCAUGGAUGCCCGGUACCCACUGGCUGGGGUUGAUGUGAUUGGGGCCUGGGACAGGGCAAGGCAGAUGAUGAGGCAGAAAGUGAUAAAAGGUAUUCGUUCUUGUCUGGUCUUUGAUGCCCACUUACUGUGUGACCUUGGGCAAGUUUCUUUCUCUCUCUGGGCCUCAGUUCUUCACCUAGAAGACCAAAGGGUUUGACCAGAUGAUCACCAAGGGAACUCCCAACUCUGGCCUCCAAGAAUUUGUAAACCUUAGAGCUUCUGGUAUGAUGGGUGAAACCAUCCAGACCACUGACUCUGGUCUCUCUGCCUCCAGAGAUGAUUCAGGGCCCCAGAAUUGGCAGGGCCCUGGAGACCUCCUAGCCCAUCCAUUCCCAGGCCCUUCUUGGGCCAUUGGAGGGUCAUCUGAUGUUAAGCUGUGGCCGUAGCUAGCAUGAGCUGCUUGGCCCUAAGACCCAGUAUUAAAGAAGACAAAGCUUAGAUUUGUUUAUGAUAGUGCCUUGGGUACCUCACAGCUCCCUGUGGCUGCAGACCCCCUAAGGCUCACCGUAUACACAAGCAAAUAUAUUUCUUAGCAGGGCAAGGGGAAUAUCUCCUCCAUACCUGCUCCCUUUUAUCUGUGUCCCAUGCUUGCCUGGAAAAGGAAACAACAAAAUGUUAUUAUGGGGACUCCACCCUUUUCAGGGCAGCUCCUCCUGGGGUGGGCUGGGUAACCAUUCUCCAUGGCGAGAGUGCCCAGUUCACAAGCCCAGCUCAGCACCCUGGCCCUUACCCUUCUGAAUCUCAUGAAGUUGCAAUUCUAGGGAGCCCUACCCCAUGGCAGGCCAAGUCAGCUUGCAGCGGCCAUAAUCUCCUGGCCAGUUCUAGGGUCCUAGGCUGUGGGUACCCCAGGCAUCCAGCCCCUACCAGAACUUGCUGGCAGUUCACACCUCCUUGGACAGUUGAAGAGUUGAUGAAGGGCUGGAACCCAUGCCAAGCAUAUGCUCUCCUGUGUCUUCCCUCUGGGAACUUUGAGGCUGGUACGAGGAUUUGAGGGGAUCACUCCCCUAACAACCGGCCUCUUCCUCCAUCCCUCAGCUGUGCACACGGAUUUGUCACUCUGGUUUCUGGAGCUUCUUCACCUCAACAUCACACUCCCCCUUUCGGAUUUGUCCAUGUCUGACUGAUUCCCCCAGCUGCAGGAAGUACCAUACUCCCAUCUAGACCUUUACACUUUGGGCCCAGGGCUGCAGAAAGGUGGCCUCUGUCCUCAGGAAGCUCACGGUCAGGUGAAAGUUCUAGGGGGAAGAAAUGGGGGCCAUUGGAGUCAGGGGUCCUUGGCUGCUGCUAGUCCAUACAGUGCCUUGAUGUGAAAUAGAAACAGUCCCCUUCCAGGUGGGUUCCGUCCAUUUUAGAAUGCUCAGCUUUGAGAAUGGCACAUAGGCUGGAGUUCAGCCCCACUCGCCCCAGCCGGGUGCAACACAGGCUGGAGUGUUUCCUUGGGUCUCUUCCUGAGAGAAAGACCCAUAUCAUCUUUCAAGGCUUCCGGUUGGCUCCAGACCCCACAGUGUUGGCUCUGUGCUGACCCCAGGGCUCCGCACUGGUACCUCCCAGUGCCCCAUGUGGGUGGCAUAGAGAGAGCAGUCUGGGCAGGAAGGAGAGGCUGGUGCUGGGGGAAAAUCUACAGGCGGAGGCCAGCUGGGCUCCCUCAGCUUUCCAACCACGAGAAGGGUGAAGUCCUGUGAAGAGAAGGGCUGAAUUAUUCGGUCGGCCUCCAUAGGCACACCAGGUGGAGGGUGGGGUUGCUUCAGCUGCUCGGCUUGUCCCUGACAAGCUGGUUCCCACACGGUGCCGUGAAAAGCAUGCUGGCCUGGAAGCCCACGGUGUCUCCAGCCCAGUUGUCACCAACCAGCUGAGUAGCCUUGAGCAAGUCUCUCACCCUCUUGGGCUCAGUUUCCCUAACUAGAAAAUGAGACUGUAAUCCCUUCCCCACCUGAUGCAAGGGAUCUGAAGCCCAGAAGAGACGAGAGUCAGCUCUGUAGCUCCGAGUCACACAGGAAGAUUGCUGCGGGCUGUGUCCUCCUCCCACCGGUCUUCAUCUCUUGCCCCCUUCUCCCUUAGGCAGAUGUCAACCAGGAGGAGAUGCAGUUAGCUUGGCUUUGGUGACCCAGCUGAGAGACAAAUGUGGACACUGCUCAGGAAUGCCUUGCCCACAGAUAGUGGUCCCAGCAAUCAUGACAGAGAGACAAGCCAUGGAUAUUGCCAGUGAUUGGGCUUGGGCAGGGAGCAUCCUGGAUCCUUCCAGGCCUGGUGGACCCCAUCUCCCGUCUUUCAGAUCCCACAGAGGACAGGCUCUGAUCCCAGAUGAGGGAGAGCCACCCACUUCCAGGCCCAGGGAGGGCUGAACUAUCAUUCCAUCAAAGAACCCCAAGGCUGAGGUGGAACAGAAAUUGUCCUUCAAAGU
Messenger RNA from Enhydra lutris kenyoni (northern sea otter), 4959 nucleotides. RefSeq names its product arrestin beta 1. Lineage: Eukaryota; Metazoa; Chordata; Mammalia; Carnivora; Mustelidae. Gene Ontology annotation, biological process: G protein-coupled receptor internalization; signal transduction; visual perception. Bases 77 to 1333 code for a protein of 418 amino acids. Gene Ontology annotation, molecular function: G protein-coupled receptor binding. The transcript is spliced from 16 exons. The record is from RefSeq and is a predicted model, not a curated record.